AUGGCCGGAUCAGCUCUACCUCUUCCACCGCCACCACCACUAUCAUUCCAAUCUCCGUCGCAAACCCAAACCCGCCACUCUUCCACCACCUUCUCCCCACCAAACCUCACUCCCCAAACACCUUCCGCUUCAAUCCGUUCCCGCCUCAGCAGAAUCUGCCAAGACGGAAACCCGAAACUCGCACGCCAACUGUUCGACACAAUUCCCAAACCAACCACCGUUCUCUGGAACACCAUCAUCAUCGGCUUCAUCUGCAACAAUCUCCCCCACGAGGCUCUCCUCUUCUACUCCCGGAUGAAAAAGACGGCGCCUUUCACCAACCCCGACCCUUACACUUACUCCUCCACACUCAAGGCUUGCGCUGAGACCAAGAACUUGAGAGCUGGUAAAGCCGUGCAUUGCCAUUUGAUCCGUUGCUUGCAGAACUCGAGCAGGGUUGUUCAUAACUCUCUGAUGAACAUGUACGUCUCUUGCUUGAGUGAAUUGGCAUCUCCCGAGUACGAUGUUGUGCGUAAAGUGUUCGAUAAUAUGCGUAAGAAGAACGUUGUGGCGUGGAAUACAUUGAUUUCUUGGUAUGUGAAAACAGAGAGAAAUGCAGAAGCUUGUAGGCAGUUUGCGAUCAUGAUGAGGAUGGAGAUAAAGCCGAGUCCCGUUAGCUUUGUGAAUGUCUUCCCCGCGGUGUCGAGUUCGAGAAGCGUUAAGAAAGCUAACGUCUUUUACGGUUUGAUGCUGAAAUUGGGAGAUGAGUAUGUGAAGGACUUGUUUGUUGUGAGCUCGGCUAUCUCCAUGUAUGCAGAGCUCGGCGAUCUUGAGUCAUCAAGGAGAGUUUUUGACUCUUGUGUUGAGAGGAACAUUGAGGUGUGGAACACAAUGAUCGGCGUCUAUGUUCAGAACGAUUUCUUGAUUGAAAGUAUUGAGCUUUUUCUUGAAGCAAUAGGAUCAAAAGAGAUUGUUUCUGAUGAAGUGACGUUUCUGUUAGCAGCGAGUGCGGUUUCAGCUCUGCAGGAAGUGGAAUUAGCAAGGCAGUUUCAUGGUUUUGUGAGCAAGAACUUUCAAGAGCUGCCGAUUGUGAUAUUUAACUCGUUGAUGGCUAUGUACUCAAGGUGUGGCUCUGUGUACGAGUCGUUUGGUGUCUUUGAUUCGAUGCGAGAGAGAGAUGUUGUAUCAUGGAACACUAUGAUCUCUGCUUUUGUUCAAAAUGGACUAGAUGAUGAAGGAUUGAUGCUGGUUUACGAGAUGCAGAAGCAAAGGUUUAAGCUUGAUUCAAUAACUGUGACUGCUUUGCUUUCUGCUGCGUCAAAUCUUAGAAACAAGGAGAUAGGGAAGCAGACUCAUGGUUUCCUUAUCAGGCAAGGGAUUGAGUUUGAAGGAAUGAAUAGUUACCUUAUCGACAUGUAUGCUAAGUCAGGACUGAUAAGGAU
Microthlaspi erraticum is the source of this 1421-nucleotide messenger RNA. The record is from the annotation of a GenBank genome assembly. NCBI's taxonomy places the organism in Eukaryota, Viridiplantae, Streptophyta, Magnoliopsida, Brassicales, Brassicaceae.